AUGCCUAGCCCACGUUUAAUUCUCGCGACCGGAUUCGUGCUGGUUACAAUAACCACGCUUUGGUUCGGUUUCUCAGCAACAAGGCUCUCACAGAAUUCCAUAAUAUCUUCGAGUCAGAAAGACUGUCCUGCGGUGAUACAGGUUGCAGAAUCGACAUGUCACGUUACAUAUACUGCUACUUUGUUCCAGACGUCCACAAUUCUGGCUACAGCGCAGGCGCAAGCACUUCCAUCUACUCCACCAACUGAGGCAUCUAAGCAGCCAGGCGAAGACGCUGAAGGAUCUCCAACAGAUGAUAAAGACGCCGUAAAAUCCAACAUACCAUCAAAAGCCUCUCAGGACCCUGCAUCGCUUACAACUCCGGCACCGAAACCGCUGUUAUCACCAUCCGACGACGAAAACUUCAAUCUAACCGAAGUUCUGACGAAAUACAACUGCUACCCCGCUUCUGCUGACGAAGUUCGCAAAGCAGCUUUCGAUAGCGUACCAUCCGUAAAAUUCAACGUGGUUAGAGGCGACAAUGUCGUAUUGGGUAGGAGAUCCAAGUCAGCAGGACAACCCUUCAAAAAGUGGUUUUCCGUGGGUCGAAAGCCGUCUACUGGCUGUUGGACAUAUGAUGACAGACUUGGGAAAUAUUCGAGCCCCGUUCCUCGCUUUUCAAGGACCUUGGGGGUGAUAAACGACUGUAACCCGGAAUGGAAACGUGCGUUGGUGGUGCAUAUGGCGAAGGGACAAAGUUGGAACCAGCAUUUCUUGCAUCAUCUUACCGCGAUAAUCGCUGAAGCAGGAUGGGUGGCAGAGUUCCACAUCUAUCUUCUAGUCCAUGUCGACGGUGACAAAGCAGCACAAAAAGACUAUGUGGACCAUGCCAUUCCAGAAGGACUCAGGCCAUUGGCAAUAACCUUCAACAGCGACGAUCUGAAGACAUAUCUUGGGAAAGAUGUUCCAUUCGACAAGUACGAAAACAAUAUGCAUGUCGCGGUCCAGAGGUUUAUGCGUGACUACUCUAAGUACGAAUUCGUGUACUUCAUCAAUCCGCACACAAGAUUGAUGGGAAGAUGGGAUACUUUGUUGAAGAGCGUGGAUGAAGAGUAUGCUUUCCACAGGGAGCUCACGGAUGAAGGAAAGGAUAUGCCCGAGCGACCUGAUCUUGUCACCUUCGAUGUUACGAGAGAGCCAGAUGAAAAGUGGGAUAUCCUCGAACCAAAAUGCCUAGAGUUCUUCAAAAGCGGCGAGAAUGAGAAAGCCAAGGUCAGAAGGAGUCUUAGUGCCUUAGGUGGAUAUUCAAGACGCAUGGUGGAGGCCCUAGCAGCAGUCAACAUGCAGAAGAUCAACUGUCACUCCGAGUACUUUGCUCCAACAGUAGCGGCGCAUAAGAACCUCACUACCUUUUUCUAUCAACACCCUCUGUAUACGACUGAAGAAGCUGCUGCUUCGAAUGCCACAACUGCAAAGGUGGCAACAAACGACGCUAUCACGGUGCAGCAAGAGAAGGUUGCAUUUGAUCUAAGCUAUUCCGGAGACGCGAAAGACGCCGAAGCUUUCUGGGCGGAAUGGGUAGAGAACAAGGAUAUAUGCAGGCCAGAGGCAUUGCUCCAUCCGAUAUCAGGGCAGCUUUAG
Molecule: messenger RNA, 1620 nt
Organism: Orbilia oligospora ATCC 24927
Lineage: Eukaryota; Fungi; Ascomycota; Orbiliomycetes; Orbiliales; Orbiliaceae
Exons: 3
Coding region: 1-1620 (539 amino acids)
Source: RefSeq, a predicted model, not a curated record